Molecule: messenger RNA, 1781 nt
Organism: Lutzomyia longipalpis
Lineage: Eukaryota; Metazoa; Arthropoda; Insecta; Diptera; Psychodidae
Exons: 5
Coding region: 99-1757 (552 amino acids)
Molecular function (GO): sequence-specific DNA binding
Source: RefSeq, a predicted model, not a curated record
AGAAUGUCAAAAAAAAAUUAAUUUACUGUCAAAAAUUUUAUUUUGUUUUGCAAAACAGAUGCUGCUUUAAAAUUAAAAGAGAUCAUUUUUAAAUUACAAUGGAGAGAUUUUGCAUUGUUAAUGGGUGCAAGUCUAAUACUGAGAAGAACUUUGGAGUUACGCUUCAUGGUCUACCAUGGUCACGUCUUGGACGUACACUUUGGAUCAAUGCAAUAGAAAAGCUAAAUAAUCAGAAAAUACCUAAAAAGUAUUUGACAGGUCAAGCAUCAGCUAUUCUAGUCUGUCAAAAUCAUUUUGUCCCUGAAGAUUACGAUUCUUUAUCACCGAGACUUCUAAAGGCAAAGGCUGUACCAAGUUUGUUUGGUGAUAAAUGCAACGACCAUUCAUCACAAGUUGCUACAAAAUCUUGCGUAAAGGAAACAGCGCAAACAACACAGACUAAAGAAAUAGUAAAUGUUCAACAAAAGGAGAUGAAAAAAGGGACGAAGAAAAAAGGAAAAUUUACAAAACAGCCGAAAUACUGGGUGUCAACGGUCACUUGUUCAUCAGCAGUAUGUCAAGUCCAGGGAUGUACUAAUCGACGACUCAAUUGCGACAGUUCAAUUAAUUUUCACCGUCUAGCUGGAAAUGCACCCGAUGAAUUGCUUGAAGCUUGGAGUCAGUUUUGUUUUGGUGUGCCUUACAGGUUACACUGUGAUCUUGAAGUUUCAAGUAAAAGGCCUAUUGUAGUUUGUUCCCUUCAUUUCGAAGAAGGCGCUUUCAUUAACAACGGACCUGACUACGAAUCACAAGCCUAUCUCCAGCUCAAGAGUGAUGCAAUUCCAACUGUCAAACAGUCGGAAGUUAUUGGGGAAGUAGUUCAGCAGGGUACAUUGGUAGCACCUGAGUACAUCAGCCGUGACGACGAGACACAGGAAACGUUCUAUCGUGAAGAUACGGGAGAGUAUUUUGUUGUUCAGCGUGUUGAGGGGAUGGACCUACAGCAGGAAGACGAAGGCACUGAGUACAUCCUGUCAGAUGACACUGAUACGCUCGUUGUUGAAGGUUGCUCCCAAGAGGAGGAGAUUUUAAUUGAUGAAGACAAUCUUUAUGUGCUACAAGACGAAGGAGAUGAAUUGAUGGAGGCGUAUGACGACUCUAUACCCCCACUCCUUACAUUUGAUGGACGCCUCGUGAGCUUCAUGGAGGAAGUUCGUGAGGGAAAGGAAGACGUCAAGAGCGGAAUUGUCAACACUGAAUCAUCCGGUCCACCUACAAAUCUACAAGUGGAAGUCAUUUGUAAUCACAUGACGGCCUGUGAGAAGCUCGAACAGGAGAAUCUGGCCCUUGAAGAGGAAACAAAGCGUCUCACAGAACGGAAUGGCCAGCUGGCGAGUACACUGCGCCGAAUGCGAUCGGAAAUGAAUGAGGUUUACAAGUGCUUCAGCCCAAUCUUCACCCCAGGGCAGAUGGACAGAAUUCGUGGAAUGAAGGAUCCGUGGCAGAAGAAGGACUUCGAGAGGGCGAUGAAGCUCAAAAUCCUAGGCCCUGCGGCCUACAAAUACCUCAGAAAGCACUACAAAUUCCCCCUUCCGAGUCUACGUCUUCUAGAAAUUUAUGAGAGUUCCUGCAGCAGUGAGUUGGAGCCAAUUUACAAGAAUAUGCAGGCUUUCCAGGACAUAGUCCGUCAGCGCAAGUGCGAUAAGACAAAUCUCAAAUUCCGAAAAUCAAUUCAUGUGGAUUCUAUGAUCAUAAUUACCACCAAACCUUUGAAAUAAAGCGAACUAUUAAAUUAUCGUAAA